Molecule: messenger RNA, 2895 nt
Organism: Ceutorhynchus assimilis (cabbage seed weevil)
Lineage: Eukaryota; Metazoa; Arthropoda; Insecta; Coleoptera; Curculionidae
Source: the annotation of a GenBank genome assembly
ACUUUUUUCGAUUUCGAGGUCACGUCAAAACCAACAAUCCGCGAACCAAAACAUUUCACAGCUGUUUAGGGCUCCGAAAGUGGGCUCCUCUUGCAGCUGGGUCGAUUAGUUUUUUUGUUUUUGUCGCAAUUUGGCCACCAAAAUUUUCGAUUCGCGAACAAAUCGCGUUAAUAUUGAACGAUUAAAAAUUUAUCGUAAAUUAACUACACGAAUGACGUAAUAAGAUACCCAGUGGCGAGAAGGGCAAGGAGAAACGAAAAAAACAAAGAAAUUUUUGCUUUGGAAUAAUUUCGGUACGAAGUGGUAAAAUCUGGAAAGCAAGGGGGCCAGUGGCGCUGUCAAAAUAACUCUGGACGGUGAAUCGUCAGGUGAAGACGGUGGUUGGGAACCUCCGCGCAAAAGGGCCCGUAGGAAACAGCAGCAGGACACCGUCAGUGCCUGCAGCACAACCACCGCAGGCGAGAUGCAGCAGCAACAAAGUAACGGAGUCGUUGAAAAUGGCGCAGCGGGUUCGUCCAACGGUCAUUGUACCGACGACGUUGCCAAUGGUCUUACCCUCAAUAACACUGCUCAGGAAAUUGUCAGGAUUAUUGGACAGUAUCUUAGCAGCGAAGGAUUGAACCGAACCUGUGACGUUCUCAUGAACGAAUCGGGAUGUCGGCUGGAUCAUCCUGCAGCGACAAAAUUCAAAAUUCACGUUCUGGAUGGUGACUGGACGAAAGCCGAUCACGAUUUGCAGGAACUACGACCCAUCUUAGGAGCUAAUAAUAAUAUUUUGGAUAUGAAAUUCCUACUUCUAGAACAAAAAUACCUGGAAUACCUUGAAGACGGUCGCGUACUGGACGCCCUGCACGUACUCCGAAACGAACUGACUCCAUUACAGCAUAACACUGCCCGCGUCCAUCAAUUAUCCAGCUACAUGAUGUGUUCCAGCAUCGAGGAGCUGCUCCAGCGUACCAAUUGGAAAGGCAAAGGCAAAGAGUCCAGAGUGGAGCUGAUGCAGAAGCUACAGAAUUUUCUGCCUCCCAACGUGAUGUUGCCACCCAACAGGCUCAGACAGCUCCUGGAGCAGGCUCAAGAGCUGCAGAGUUUAAGAACAAAAAUGCAAUUGAAUUUGAAGACAUUUAUCCAGAGGCAGCACAGGCAAUUAUUGAAGGUUCUAAACGAUCACUGUGAUGAAGUGUGGUACUGCAAAUUUUCUCCAGACGGUACCAAAUUAGCAACUGGUUCCAAAGACACAAACGUCAUCAUUUGGGAUGUUAACGCUGAAACUUGCACCUUAUCGCUACGGAAAAUCCUUGAGGGUCACAAUUAUGGUGCGGCCUACAUAAGUUGGAACCCGGACUCGAAACAUUUGCUCGCCUGUGGACCGGAAGAGAGUCCCGAAGUGUGGCUGUGGAAUUUGGACACUGACAAGUAUUUGAAAGUGUCCCAGUCGCCAGAAGAUGCAUUGACUUGUUGCGCUUGGCAAAAGGACGGCAAGAAAUUUGUGGUCGGAGGUAUCCGAGGUCAUUUCUACCAAUGUGACACCGAAGGUAACGUGCUAGACUCUUGGGAAGGGGUCCGAGUCAACGGUUUGUGGUACCGGAACGACGGCAAAACUGUCCUGGCAGCUGAUUCGCACCACCGCAUCCGCGCCUACGUGUUUGAAGACUUAGCGGACCAGCAAAUCUUGCAAGAAGACCAUCCGAUAAUGACGUUUACCGUGGACAAGAACGACAGAUUGGCUUUGCUGAAUGUGGCCACGCAAGGGGUGCAUUUGUGGGAUUUGAACGACAAGAAUUUGGUGAGACGGUAUCAGGGGGUGACACAGGGGCAUUUUACUAUACACUCGACGUUUGGCGGAUGUAAUCAGGACUUUAUUGCUAGUGGUAGUGAAGAUAAUCAGGUCUACAUUUGGCAUAUCCGUAACGAACAACCAAUAGCAACGUUGCCAGGUCACAGUCGUACAGUAAACUGUGUCGCGUGGAACCCCGUCUACCAUAACAUGCUGGUUUCCGUAUCGGACGACUGUACGAUUCGCGUGUGGGGUCCCAAAGAGCACGUGCCAAAACCGUCGGGCGUCAGCUAAUAUUUAACCCCUAUCAAUGAAGAAGACGAAGACGCGUUAACGGACAUUAUCGUUCAUUCGACCAGCAGUUAGUAAUUUGUCUGUAAAGUGCGUUUUAGUAGGUGGUAGGCCUGGAUGAAUCGAAAAAAAAUACCAGGCGAUUUUUUUUCUAGAAUUUUGGUCUCAAAAAUAUUAGGUUUAAGUAUAUAUAGUCGGAUUUUGGCAACAGUGCGGUGUCAGUUUUGUGUUUUAAUUAUACGGGUAAAGCCUCGUUUUGGAUUGGUUGAUGAAUGUAUAUACAUUGAACUGGCAACACUGUAGAAUAAAGUAUUUUUUCACACUUAAAGCAAUAAUUGUCAAAAACUUAUUGAAUAGAGUUUGUUGUUAAAUACAAAACUGACCGAAUAUUUUUUUAUAAGACUGCCAGAUGUCGCUCCAGGGCCUUAUUUUUAAUUGUACCAGCACUUAUAAAAUGAAGCCCUCGAUUAAAAAUUAUAUCUAAAAGAAAUGUGUUCUUAUUUAAUUUAGUUUACACGGGGAUUAAAUUAAAUAUUAAAUGUGUGAUUAAAAUAAAAAUUAUUUAUUUUGGUGGACGUUCCAAAAUUGCAAUAUUUUUUCGGGACGUCCCGUAUAUCGCUCUACCAAUAGAGUUUUUAAUUAUUAGACAUUAGGCUUAUAAUAAUUAUUAUUAAAUAAUUAAUAAAUACACAUAGUUUUAUAUUUAAUAAUAACUAACAAAUAAUUAUUGUCAGGAUUUAAAAAUUGUUUUUUAAGGAUUUUUUUUUCAAUAUAUAUUUUUUUUUUUUAAUAAAUUAUGUGCCCUCUAUUGCGGGCGAAACCUGAAA